This is a messenger RNA of Phacochoerus africanus (Common warthog), 1074 nucleotides long. RefSeq names its product olfactory receptor 5M11-like. The record is from RefSeq and is a predicted model, not a curated record. Gene Ontology annotation, cellular component: membrane. NCBI's taxonomy places the organism in Eukaryota, Metazoa, Chordata, Mammalia, Artiodactyla, Suidae. Gene Ontology annotation, molecular function: G protein-coupled receptor activity; olfactory receptor activity; odorant binding. Gene Ontology annotation, biological process: G protein-coupled receptor signaling pathway; sensory perception of smell.
AUGAGCCUCGCCCCACUCCCCUCCCCAGUUAGCCCUUCAGGUGUAAAUCCUCCUAUUUGGGGACCUCUAAGGAACCUAAGAAACCACCAUUCCUUCACAGAGAAAAUGAAGAGGAAGAUAUUUCCCCAACACAACGGCACUGGGACAACAGAGUUUGUUCUGCUGGGACUGACCAGUCAACCAGAGCUGCAGCCCAUUCUUUUUGUUGUGGUUCUCCUGAUUUACCUCAUCACCCUGACCAGAAACUUGGGGAUGAUUUUAUUAAUCAGAUUCACUCCCCAGCUGCAAACCCCCAUGUACUUUUUCCUCACCCACUUAGCAUGUGUAGAUAUUUUUUAUUCUACUAAUGUAUCUCCUCAGAUGCUUUUUAAUUUCUUAUCUGAGAAGAAAAACAUUUCCUACACAGGGUGUCUGGCCCAAUGUUUUGUUUUUGUGACUCUGUUCCUUACUGAGUAUUACAUGCUUGGUGCCAUGGCCUACGACAGGUACAUGGCAAUCUGCAAACCUUUGCAUUACAACAGCAGAAUGUCCAGGCCACGUUGCAUCUGCCUGGUCACUUUCCCCUACUUCUGGGGAUCUACAGUGGGCACCAUGCAGGUAAUAUUGACCUCUCACUUGUCCUUUUGUGGACCCAACACCAUCAACCAUUUCUACUGUGCUGACCCACCCCUCCUAAUGUUGACAUGUUUCGAAACUUACAUAAAGCAAACUGCCCUGUUUGUGUCUGCAGGGAUUUACCUCACAGGUUCCCUCCUCAUCAUCCUCAUCUCCUAUGUUUUCAUUUUCAACACCAUUACAAGCAUCCAUUCCCAUGAAGGGCAGUGCAAAUCCUUACACCUGACAGUUGUCACGAUGGUCUAUGGGUCCCUUUUCUCCAUGUAUCUGAGACCCACAAAUGAACAACCUGUUGAACAAGGGAAAAUUGUGUCAGUGUUUUGCAUUUUUGUGAGUGCCAUGCUGAAUCCGUUUAUCUAUAGCUUGAGGAACAAGGAUGUGGAACAGGCUUUAAGAAGAACAUGUACAAGAAAACUUAGGACCAUGGAGAAAAGUUCUAUUUUAAUAGUUUCCCAAUGA